This is a messenger RNA of Porites evermanni, 21711 nucleotides long. NCBI's taxonomy places the organism in Eukaryota, Metazoa, Cnidaria, Anthozoa, Scleractinia, Poritidae. The record is from the annotation of a GenBank genome assembly.
AUGCAAAUUCCGUUCUGUUUUGCCUUUUUUGUUUUCUUUUGGAGUCCAGUAUCUUCAGCGUUUAGUGAUGUAACUGAAAGUGUUGGGAUUUCAGUGGUAAAAGGGUACGUGGCGGCCUUUGGUGAUUUCAACGGCGACAAGGAGACAGAUCUCUUUGUAGUGACCAAUGGAGGUAAUAUGCAUAGCUGUUUUGCAGUUAUUUUUAAACUUGUUUUGAUUUUAAAUUCUUUUGAUUUUGGGUACUCUGAUUUAUUAUGAUGCUUAUGAGAUGAAAAACGAGCAAACAAACUAAUGUAAAACACAAUGUGGGUGUACCUGUAUGCAAAUAAUUAAACUUGCAUUUAAACUGCAUACAUGUAAUACUAAUGCAUGCAUGUGCUUAUAUCAAGCUGUAUAGCCAAAUGUUGUACUGUACACUUUGGCAGACUACACUGUACAUACCGUAAAUCCGCUAUUAAGCCCUCCUGGGGGUUUAUUUAUUUCAAACACAUUUGGGAGGGGGUGGGGGGCUUGUUAGAGAUAGGGGGCUUAUUUACUGUAUUUAUUUAUUUAUUAAACGCCCCGGUGUUUAUUAAUUUUCAGCGUUUCCGAUGCAGCGUUUAUGUAAGGGUGGCAUUUAUCCGAGGGCAGCGUUUGUUUUGAAAUCACUUUUCUUAAAUCAUUGACAACAGUUUCUGUAAAUCAUUUUUAACUCGUGGGUACGUGGGAGCGUACCACGAGUUAUUGCAGGGACAUGGAUAUGCAAAUGAGUCACUCGCUCACUCGUAGUAGACGCACUUCGUAAUUAAUCGGGUCCGAACUCGAGAGCGCAAAGAUCUAUCGUUUCCAACGAAGCACGCGCUCGCCAAAGUUCGGUAGGAUCAAAUUCCUUGCUGAGAGCGUGCAUCGUGCGCUACAGCACGGUUAGAGGAUAGAGGUCUUACCAAAUUUAAGACACGCAGGAAUCUUUCAGGUUAGUACGAUUCAAGAGCCUUUGACUCGUCCAGGUGUUUAACUUGACGAGAGAAUGAGCAUUUGCUCUUCGACUUCUUCAACUUCGACGCUUGCUUGAUCUCCUGCCUUGUCAUAAUAAUAGGUUAUGUGUAUGAAUAAAUGUAUGGUAAAUAAAGGCACUUCUUCUUCUUCUUCUUCUUCUUCUUCUUCUUCUUCUUCUUCUUCUUCUUCUUCUUCUUCUUCUUCUUCUUCUUCUUCUUCUUCUUCUCAAGGACUGCCCAAGAUCACAGGAGAAAAUGGAUGUGAUUUAAAAUAACAGCGGAAAUCGGGAUAACAAAACAUAGGCUUAUGUUUUGCGUCCUACUUCGCAGAGGAGUUGUAUCUGCUUUGUAUCGUAUAUAUUCUUUCAUUGCCAUGAAAUGCAUUUACAUUGUUUUUGACUGUCAAAAACCCGGUUUCAAUUAGCCUGUAUUUCAUCCGAUUACUUCGAGUCGUUUUUUCAAUCGGUUAAAUAUGGCUCGAUCGUUUACCGGCGGAAGUCAUGCAUGGAGAAGGCAUUAAAUUUGAGACUUUUCGAUGGAUGAUGUAACCUUCCUCGAUGGUGUAGUUGUUAAUGUGAAGUCCUGUUAACCUGGAGGAACCGAGCUCGUAUCCUGCUACAGACUUUCUACUUCCCUCUCCCUUUUUUUUCUUUUUUGUUUUGUUUUGUUUGCUUAUUUAUUUUGCUGUUUCUUUUUUAAUAUAUACCUAAACAAGUGUUGAUAAAGUGUAAUAAACAGCAAGAAAAGUAUUAUGUUUCCAGAACAAGGAUAGCAUAUUUAUAAUCUGAAUUUCUAUCAUUUCCCACAAUUUACUGUGGGAAAACCAGAGUUUAUAACUAUUUGAUUAUUUUGUAAACAACGUACCCACGAGUUGACGAUAGUCUUUCUUUGAUUUUCAAAUAAUGUUAUGUACUUUAAAGGUUCGUAAUUGUCUGGAUGGUGUAGAUUGUCAAGUUGUACCAAUUUUUUUCUCAUUAUCGUUAAAUAGACGCUGCAUUCUUUUAAUUAGGUGCGGUGUUUAUUCAAGGGCGACUUGUAUUCGAAGACGACGUUAAAUUGAAUAAACAUUAAUUAGUAAUUUAGCAAAGAUGAUUGUUUCAGUUAUCCAUAAGAAGAAAGAAAAAACUUUCCACCAAGAAUCGAAAAAGGUGCUCACCUGGCUGCAGUUUGAUGAGGCUAAACAAAGUUUUGCAAUGUUUAUGGUGAAUUUCCCACCCUCACGUAACGUAAUUAAAAGAACAAUUGUAAAUGAGCGUUAAAUAUUUUAUACAGUAUGUGGUCCUUGGUCCGUGAAAGUCCGCGAUGCCGUUGGUCCGCGACUUUUGCCAAAAUGAUAAAAUAUUUCGUCAAGAAAAAAAAUACGUUGAAUAAUGAAAGAUAUCAUGAUUUUCUGAUUAGCAUUCUUUCAUUUGACAAAGUUUUGGCUUUCUUGCUGUGGGUGAAGGCAUGAAAUUAAAGUUUGUUGACAGCUAGGUUAAUUUGUCUUUCUUGAAGUUUUGACUUUUGCGGCACCAUAAAUUUUGAUGUUUUUUCGAUGUAACUUAAACCAAUCCAUCCAUACAUUAGUUUGCCCCAUUUAUUAGCACUACUUUAUAUUAGUUAAAAUAUUUUUAUUUCAAGAAAAGAUUCUUGGAUAAUAAACUUUAUAAGUUGGUUAGUAAAAUCUUUGUUAGUAAAAUCUAGUUAUCUGAAAAAUUAAUUUUGAGCCCUGGAUUGAUUGAUACAGUGACAGUAUCAUUUAUCAGUGAAGAAUAAUAAGGGGGAGGGGAGGGGGGGCUUAAAAGAGAGGGUGGGUUUAUUACCUUUCUUCCUCUGGAAAGGAGGGGCUUAGUAGAGAGAGGAGGCUUAUUUGAGAGGGUGGGGCAGCGGGGCUUAAUAGAGGAUUUACAGUACUCAAACUAUUCCAACUCACUGGGCUGGUACUUUGGGUCUCUUGAUCUAGAAUGGCGUAUCCAGCAUAAUUCUGUCUCAGAGAUGUAUAAUUAUAGGUCAGCAGUAGGAAAAAAAGGGAAAAAAAGCCACAAAAAAGGGGGAAAACAUCACAAAGCCAGGAAUACGUUAUAGAUACCAGGGUCACUCACAUGACAGGGAGACAGCUCAUUACAAUGUGUGGUUCCAGAAAAUAUCCAUACCCCACCACUUAGGGGAUUUCACUCCACCUCCCUGGAUUUUCCAUAAAUGUAAGGAACUGAUACCCCCCCCCCUCCCCCCACACCCCUCCAGAAUUUCCACAAAGUAAGACAAAGACUCUCCAACCCAUCUGGAAAAGUUUAUUUUCAUGAAAAAAGAUUAUCAAAGUAAACAACAAUGCCCAUUUGCAGUUACACAAUGGUUAUCAUUUAAUUUUAUUGAGCGGUCUUGAAUAAGAACAUAGUAAACUACCUAAAAAGCAACCUAAACUACAAAAUAUUGUAGCCGUCUCCAUGGCCGUGAUGUUGAUGGAAUUAACACCAUUUCAGCGUGAAUAUUCUCUCCAACACGUCAAACUUUCAGCCACAAAAUUAAGGGAAGACGGAAAGAAGAUUAUUAAACUCUAGAUUCUGAAAUCUUUACAUUGUAUACCUUCUGUUUCUUGAAGUGAAACUUUCACUGUUGUACAGUUCGAUCGACUGAUGCGAUGCAGAGUAUUACGCAGAGAUCGAAGAAAAGUAUCUAGUCACCAGUGCUUUUUGUAAAGGAACAAUGAGACUAUGGAGAGUGCUAACAAGUAAUGGCGCUCAAUAUUGUGCACUUUUUGUCAGCCUAAUAUGGGCUGGAAGAAAGAAGACCUGGUUUAGAUGAAAAAAAAAAAAGUCUUCAAAAAUGAUAUACCAGAUCAGUAUGUAGCAAUUUCUCGUACUGAGUUCGAAAUUCUCCCCUUGGAAAGCGAGUUUUAUCAUCCAACCCCCGUCCCCUUGGAAUUUCCUGGGCCCCUGACCCCCCCCCCCCCCCCACCCCCCCCCCCCACCCCCCGCCUCCCAACACGCUCCACCCCCCCCACGACCUUCUUCUACUCCUUUAUAUCCAACUACCAUAACACCACAUCCNAAUUUAAAUUCGAGGUUUCUUUUUAAGAGUAAUUUAAAAGAGUUUUUUCAAUAGUAUUCCAUAAUUCACAACUCUUUUCAGUCUUAUAAGUCAAUAAUUUUUACAGAUUUUGAUUUUUGAAUCUUAGAUUUCUUAGUGUUAUUUUAUUCAUUUUCCUUUUUCAAUUUUCUUCUUUAUUUUUUUAUCUAUUUAUGAGAUAAUUACAGGACGCUUUUGAUAACAGUUCUUUUCAUUAGAACUGAUAGGUUAUCCUGUAUAAAUAUUUGCAUUAUUAUUAUUAUUAUUAUUAAUAUUUUCUGGAACCACACAAUGCCACAGAAUCCUACACGCUUGAGUGAGAUUGAAAGUAUUCAUUUGCCCCUGGAAAUAUUGGCAGCAAAUUCUGUUUAAAGCUAGUUGAGCUGUUUGACCUUUUUUGAUUGCUCAAAUCACUAUUUACAAGUCAAGAACAAGGCUGACUUUUGUUAAUGACAUCAAAUUACAACUUCUGAAGUUUAGGCAAUUGGUGUGUAGUAAGUAAUAACAAAUAUAAAACUUAUAUUGCGCAUAUACAAAUAGAAAUAUUUUCAUAUGCGCAAUUUUUUCAAAUGUGGUACUUUAUCAUGGACCACUCAAGGUUACAACCUUCUGAAAGAUAAUGGGUGUGCUCUUGGUGGAGCUAAUUUAAUUUGUAUAUUGGUGCGUCUUAGGGUACAAAACUUAAACUAUCGUAACCCUUGUUGGGGGUUGUCAUCUUUAAGACCACCAAACCAAAACAUUUAUGAUAAACGUAACUACAUCCCUGCAUACCUGACAUUAUUUUGUUAUUAUUUUUUUGAUUGGAAAGCUGCCAAAAUGUUCCAUUAAUAAUCUUUGUUGUGGGACCAAAAAAAAAUGGCUAACAACCCUGAAUUCCAUCUUGUCCUUUGAGCAAGCAGCUUUUACAUUUUGCUUGCCUGGGGCCACUUCUUACUUGUCUUAGUUAAUGAUUCUUUUCAUGAAUGAUUUGCCUAGACCCUUCCCCACUGAAGAGGAAACUUUAAAAGUUACUUGACGGGCUGUUUUUGGAGCCCUGCCUUCCCCUUGAAAAAAUGUGCUACUCCUUUUCAAGCUGUUAGUAGAAAACAAACAACUUGUACCUUUUAAUAUUAUUAUAAAGACUAUAAAGCACCUCAACAAUUUUUCAGUGGCCAAUUCCUUCAUUUAACUACAGGCUUUUACUGAGUGCCUGAUAGUGUGGUUGGAAAUUUAACUGAGAAUUUGCUCCUCUGGUGGCCAAGUUAUCCACUAAAAAUUAAAAAGAAAUGGUUCAGAUUGUACUACACAUUUUCACCGAAACAAAACUGUUGUUGUGUUGGUAUUGAAAAAGCAGGCUUUAGGGCCUUAUUUCCAUGCAUGAGGAGACAAACUUCCCUUAAGCGUUUUCUUUUCCUUUUCCUCACAAAGGAUUGUCAGCCCUAGAAAAAUAGCUUUGUUGAAUUUUCAUUGCUGAAUACUUUAUAUUUUUGUGGCUGAUUUGUAGUUCACAAUUUUACUUUAACAACAUUUGCAUAUUAUAUUGCUGCAGGUACUGUAUCACGAUCAACCACCAAAUGUUUUUUUUCUUUCCAUCUCUUUCAGGGAAACAGCUUGAAAUUUUGUUCUGGGAUAAUUCUGAUCAAAAGUUCAAGAAAGGAAAUGCAGAAGUUUUGCUGAGGUAUCAAAUUGCUCAUUGUUUUUUGAAGAGGAACUCUCAUUUUAAGUACUUAUGUGUAAGGAACAAAAUAAUUAUGUAGUUUUUAUUAAUAAUAUUAUGAGACUGCUGCAAAGGUUCUGUGAUUGGAUGCAAUGUGAGAUCAAUACAGUCCAAAAAAUGAACCAUUUUGCAAACAGAAACCCAAAGCCCUGAUAAGACAAUUGUCCAAACUUCUGCCAAAACUAUAUAAAUUUGUUAAUGUUUCUUUUUAUUACUUUUUAGUGAGCAGAUUGUAAAUGUCAGCCCUACAGAUUUUGAUGGCGAUGGAUGCCUUGAUGUUUUAAUUACAACUCAGUUACAAAAUACUGGCUCCCAGGAGACAGCCACAGUCUUUGUUUAUUGGGGAAACCUACAGAAGUUAGGUUUGUUUAAUUGCAUGAUGAGAUUUGGUCGUUUGACUUGUUGGGUUAUUGUUGCAUGACUGUAUUACAUAAGAGUGACAAAUCAUACAUGCAAAUGACUUUUACUGAAAGUGCUAUAAGAAGCCUUAUCAGUACUUUUUGAAAUGUUUCUGAAACCUUUUCAGACACUUUUUAUGGAUUUUUAGACUAAAACAAACAAAGUCGAAAGUGGAAGGAUUCCUUGUUUUUUGCAGCAGUUAUUGUUCCUAUUGACUGGAACAUUGACUGCAGCAAAAAGACAAGGAAAAUAAAUGAAACUUUGUGUAGUAGGAGCAGAAAACUCUAUUGAAGGGCUGCUGUAGAACUGGCCAGCUCCUGACGAGGCCAAGCAUGGGGGAACAACAUGCCACACUCUAUUGCUACUGUUUUUAGGCAAUAAAAUCAUAUCAACCAUAAAAAUGUGUCAUCAUUUGAAAAGGGUACAAUGUGUUCAAUUAGCACAUGAUUGUGACAAGGAAAAUAGACACUGCACAGAGAAACAGUGUCUGUUAAGUGAGGUUGAUAGUAUGAGGGUUUUUGUGACUUAAGUCACAGAAAAGUGUCCGUUGUCCCUAUUAACCAAUGUCCAUUUUAAGCAGGUUAAUUUAGAGAAAAAAAACUGGCCUUGGUUCCUGAAAGACUGAUUAGCGCUUAUCCAGGAUUAAAAAUUUUGUUCCAUUGUUUUUUUACCUUCCUUUGCAUUGCUUAGAGUAACAUUCCACAGUAUGUUAUCAUCACUGAAUCUCAUAGUAAAGACUCGACCAUAUUUUCUGAGCUCAAGUGAUAUAUACUUAGACAAGAAAACCUUUCUUAAAAUUUGGCUUAACCCUAGUGGGUUUAAACUUAACCAUCUUUCAAGGAACCGGGUGCUGGGCUUUUUGUCGGCCCGAAAAUGAUAACCAAACUGUCUAUGAUAAAUGGGUGUCCAUAAUUAUUUAGUGGGUGUUCGUAGAGCAGGGUUCCACUGUAUUGCUAAUCAGUUGUUCAUUAAUAAUACAACGAAAACACUAAUUUCUGUGCUGGGUAUUGUAUUCUUAUAGGUGAUAGCGUCAACUUUACUAUGAGGGACCAACCCUUAGUCAUGGAGUAAGUAAGCAAAUGUAUGAGGAGUAAAUAGUAACUCAGAGCUUUAUGUGACUAAGGGUGCUUACCAUUGGUCAGAACUGACAGGCAAGACCAGUCCAGUUGUAAGGAGCAUUUCACUGUAUAUCAGUAUCAAUCCAUUAAGAAAAAUGGUGUGCAUGGCAGUGAUGGGGUUUUAGUGAAGACUCUCGAAAAAAAAGGGACAUUUCAUUUGCAAAAAUAACCUGUAAUAAAUAACAUAGCAAAUACAAAAGAAGGCACUGAUGGAAAACCUUUAAGAAGACUGUUAUGGAUUGCAAUUGUGGAUUAAUUGAAAACUUGUUCAUUUGUAACAUUCGAUAUAAUGGAGAUGUACUUGUUUUAUGUGACACUAAGCUGUAAUUGUGUCAUUUAAUUUACAAGUACUUGUAAUUUCUUUGUUAACAGGCAUGACACAGACCCUUUAAUUGGGAACAAAAUAACCUCCUGCACAUAUUUUUUUUUUUUGCCACAAAUCACUAAAUUUACUGCCCUGUAUUAUCCGCCUGCUCUAACUUGUCAUAAUUAUGGUAGAAUAUCACCACAGAAAUUAAGUUUUCUAACCUUUGUUUUAAUGUCAUUAACUUUCAGUGCUAAUGGGGAUCUUUUGCCUGAUCUUCUUGGUGAAUCAGUUGAUGGAAAUGUCCGGUCUUAUUGGAUUUCUAAAGGGUAAGGGAAACAAGCUUUUAGGAGUGAUACAGUCGGCUCUGUCCUUGCGACCACUCUGUCUCAUAAGAGUUUAGCUCUAGUUAUGACCAGUGUUAUGAAAAACUGUUUCAACUGUGAAUUGAACUUUGUAAUGAAGAUCUUUGAGUCUGCCUUUUAUCUGCUGAAAUGAUUCUCUCAUGACAAAACUCUUGCUCAAAAAAUCUGUGGACGAUUUUGUGCUAUGUAUUAUGUCUUUUAAUACUCUUGUUAGUAACAGUGUGUAUUAAGAUGAAAAGUAAGUCAGAAAAACGGCUUUUAUGUAAGGGUAAAAAACAUGAAAUUCAGAAGGUAUUGACUCCUCAAAGUAGUAUAAAAAUAAUGAGAUUGCCUAGAAAAGUGGUGCCCUCCCUACUUCAAAGGUAGCUUACAUGUACAGUUGACUCCCGAUAAUUUGAACCUUCAAGGGAAAUAGGAAAAAGUUCAAGUUGUCGGGAGUUCGAGCUACCGAGGGUAAAAUUAUAUAGAAAACGAUCUAAAGGGAAAUGUAAAUUGCUUCGAGUUAGCAGGAGGUUUGAGUUAUAGAGGGUUCGAGUUACCGGGAUUCGACUGUACCUGAUCACUUUUUUUUUUUACAAAUUUAUGUCUUUUAUUUCCAAAGAAGAGCUCAGUUGCACUACUUUUAGCCUGCAUAGCUGGCAGGAUUGUUAUGCGUGGGUACUUUCUUGGAGGUAGAGCUGCGAGAGAGAAUCAAUAUUAUUUUGAUUUGCUCCCAAUCUCUUGGGGCUCCGCCCCUGAAAAACAACAGCACUCACCUACUGACCCUGCCAGCUAUGCAGGCUACACUUUGUAUAAAACAUUUUUUGCUUCCUGAAAGUAUAAGCUCCAUGAAAGUAACGAUCCCUUGAAAAUAGGGAGCCCAGAAACAAACAACAAAAUAAUGUAAGAAAACACUGAACUUGACUUGCUUACUUUCAAUAUAACCAUGUUAUUGUAUUUUGUCAGAACAAUUUGUAUUUCCUGGAGCCCUUUUACAAAUAUCAUUUUAUUUUUUUAUUAUUUUAACUGACUUUUAGGUCAAAUAGAAGCUUUGAUGUACAACCACAGAGUAAUUCUAGUGGCAAGUUGAAUCCAAUAAGAGUGCCACACUCAAAUGCUUUCUUGGAUCUGACGGGAGAUUAUACGGCAGGUUUGUUUAGUUUUAAUGAUGUUCAUAAGGGUCCCUUUCCCUACAGUUUACUGUAUUCAGGGCAAAGAUUUUUAAGAUGAGGAGUUUCAUUCUACCGGGAUUAAAUUUUGGGGUUUAACUCUGUGUAUUUGGCUUGUGUGUACAUGUAGGUGGAGAUUAGGAGUUGCUUUCUCCUAAGGUCGAACGAAAAUUAAUAGUAAAGUAAAUUACCCCCCCCCCCCGGAAUUUUUGGCGGUUUGCGUUUUGCUAUUCCCUGUUAACCCGUGCAUAUUAGGUUGGUGGGUUCGCAAUUUAAUUUUGGGUGUUGCUGUGUGGUAGUUUGUGGUUGUGGUCAAUGGUGGUGGAGGUGGAAAUGUGCUUGCUCGUAGGGAAAAAUAAAAAUAAAGGGAAAAAAUAAUUCCCCCCCCCCCCCCCGGGAAUUUUUGGUGGUUUGCGUUUUGCUCUGGCCUGUUAAAUCGUGCUCAUUCGGGUAUGUGGUUCGAAAAAUAUUUAGAAGUUAGGCGUUUAAGGCUAUGUUGACACUAUAUCGGUUGGCUUUUGCACUGGCACAAUAACCAUACCGGAUAGGGCUUCUGUUCACACUGAUACAAACGGUGAUGUCGAUUUUCUGCGCAAAACCCGUUUCCGGACUUCAGUCGCUUGCAGUCUAUGAGCCUGUUAGCAAGUCUAUAAACCUGUUGGUACCAAAAGAUAUCCGGUAUACAUAUAAUAGUUUCAGGCCUUCUCGGCCGGUUUUCGGUGAAUGGAACUGAUUUGUGUAAAUUUGUAAACUCGAUCUUUCUUGCAGAUCUUUAUGUUUCCAAUCAGCAGAAUAAGGGUGAAAUCUGGGUUAAUGAGGUAAGUAUAUUUUAAUAGUUCAAUUGCCUUUUUUUGUUAUAAAGAAUAGAUUCCAAGUUUAAGGGUAAUGGUAAGGUUGAGGGUCAGGAAACUUUAUUUAUUAAAACAGGGUAAUUCCUUCAGGUAAAUUCAGUGCGGGGUUGUGGAAUAGCGUGUUAAAUCAAAUGUCCAGGGGAAAACUAGAAGAAUAGCCGCUUAAAUCAACACGGAAGCUUACUGAAAUGCUCAGUGAUAUCUGUGAUCCCUGUGCAGCACUAUUUCAUUGGUAUUAAAACCUUUUUCCAUUUCUUGCAGGUCAUUAGAAUACAUUGUUCACUUUUCAUAUUAUUAAACUCAUCGGUCCUUAAUUGUAUUCUUUCAUUUACAGGCGGGUAUCCUUACUUUUGGACAAACGAUUUCCCUUCCUCCUAUAACAAACAAAGAAAUUAAGAUUUUUGGGCAGUCAACUUUUGCUGACAUUGGUAAGUUUUACUCUCUUCCCAGGGCUUGAAGUAAUUUUCCCAGUUAGUGCUCGUCAAAUAAUUGUCCGGUGAAACCAGGGCUAGAAAUAAUUUCGGGCAAGUCUACGGACACGAUGACCAGCCAAAUUCAUCUUACCUGGGUGAAAGGUAUUUAAAAAAAAAAACGAAGAAAUGAGUUCCUAAGAAGAGUGCAAAAUAAUUCUUAUGGAUGAAACUGACAUAAAACUACUUAUUUUCGUGCAGAUAUAAUGAACUGUAAUAAACCACAGGUAAAUUGAAAACUCGGUCACGUGGUAUAACUUAAGUGCCCUAGACUUGAGCGCUUACUAUUUUUUUACGAAAGUUUCAGCGAAAAAUGUUCGUCAAAUGGUACUGGUAUCUACUUUCGAACCGAAAACAGGAAUGGGAUUAAGUUGUACCAUUUACAAGAUACUUCUGAAUUUUUCGCUUUCCCUCGAGAGGAAGCCUAGCACUGGUAAUCCAAACAAAUGGUUCGUCAAAUUUUGGUUGUUUCGAUAAAAGCUUGAAAAAGGUAAUACCUCUGCUCAGAAGGUAUAACCUCUUUUCCGGAAACACUCCAGUCCACCGGUGUGAACCGUGCCAUUUGAUUUGGCCUUGGAAUUACCACAUUUUCCCUCUAAAAGUGGGAAGCUCUCCUUGGUUUUACGUUUUCUUUUUGUAAUUGCAAUUUUCAGAUGGAGAUGGACGUCUUGAUAUGUUUUUACCAGUCUGUACAAGUGACGAUUGCUCGGAAAGUUCUGUAUAUGUAUACUCCAGUGGCCGGGUAGGUAGUUAGGCUCUUGAUCCUGAUAAGGAGAUCACAAAAACGUUGUCCAAUGACUAUUGGCUUCAUGGCCUACUUGAAACCCCGAACUUUUCAUGUACUGAACUUAAAAUCUAUUUGAGUAGACGCAAAUGGUGAAGUUCGACGGUUGAUUAACACGUCAAACUUAAUUGGAAUCACGGUGUACACGUUAAUGGUGAAUUGAAUUUAGCCUAAGGCCCGGUUUAAACGUCGCAUUUCGCGUGUGCCGAACGGAAUGCUUAUGAAUGCUUUUGUUUUCGCUCAUUUACAGUACAUUCAGCACAUGUAAAAUGCAACUUUUAAACAGGGCAGUAAGAGUCUUCAUUUUACUUUCUCGGUUGGAUAUUAAAUUCUACUCAGCAUUUUGACUAAUAAUAGUCAAGCCAUGGUACAUGUUACUUCACAAUAGUUUUUUCUGUCCUGUGCAAUGUUGGCUACACAUAAAUGCGAUCUUAAGGGUUAUGUAAUGUCAUCAUUAAUAUUUUGAGGUCAGUUAUAUGUUUUGCUCUGACUCGUCCAUUGGUUUCUCUGUCCCUGGAACCUCGAUUUAACGAACCUCUUUAUAACGAAGUCCUCGAUAUAACGAACGAUUUUCUUUACCCCAGUAAUUGUAAAAUAUAUGAAAAAUAACCUCGAUAUAGCAAAACCUCGUUAUAGCGAACAAAUUUUGCUAGGUCCUUGGCCCUUCGUUAUAUUGUGGUUCCUCUUUUUAAAAUGAAUUUGCGUUCUUUCAGGCUUUAUCGCAAUUAUUCCUACCCACUUACUUUGUCAAAUGUAGGCGAACUCUGAAUUCCUAGGGACCAUAUCCAAGUUCAGAAAGAGAAAAAGCAUUUCGUCGUUGCUUGUUUACGUUCUCCAUAAAACGCGAAAUUAGGCAUUUUCAUGUCGUAGUCGUGCUAAAACGGGAAAACAAAUGUAGGAAAAAAGUGUGAUGCUCGUGCAAAGUUGUUGUUUUGCUUUUGAAAUCUAUUGUUUUUUUGACGUUCUCGUUGCGGUGGCGUCAUUGGAUCUUAAAGUCCCUGUUAAUAUUAACAAGGUCAAGGGGAGCGCUGGGAGUGAUAAGAAAGAGGAAUUUUCUUCCUUCCCGUCGCUCCUCGCGCUCCCUUUGGUCACGCUUCUCGCGUUCCGUCCUCCGCGAGACGACUGGGAACGAGUUAGUGUUUUGCUUGCAGUGGUGGAAAAUGAUGUCCAAUGAAAGGCGACCUAACACUUGGCAGUUCAUCCCGCCAGCAAACCAGACUUCCUCCAUGUUCCCUCUGAUGACCAUAAGGACAGGUAACUUGCCGCUCUACAGUAUUAAAAGUAGAGUUAACAAAUUCAUCGCUAGGUGGGGGCUGGGUGAGUGGAGAGGGCUAAAAAAACACUUGAAUUCUAGCUUGUUCUUAAGGCAAGCCGCUCUUUUUCACAUUCUGCUUUCUUCUUACUCGUCACAGUUAAUGAUUUUGUUAUUGAGCUGCCCGUGAGGGCAAGGCCCAAUCAAGAAAUGCCUUCCGUCUAUGUCGAAAAAAGACAAAAUGGCGAACGGAACUCCCAGAAGGCUUUGCAUGUUAUAUUUCCCCUUCAAUGGGGUCGAUUUUUGCGGGGACGGCUCGGGUCAUUUCAGGCACCCUUCACACCGAAGAAUAUCAGUAGGGAGACAGAAAAAACAGGGAGUGGAAAAAAUUGGCUGCAAAAAUACGAACCUUUUGGCGCGAAAGGCUGCACGAAGGAAACUCUAAACGGCACCGAAUCACUGGCUAUUUCAACGCCAGAUCUAGUCUAGUCACCUAAGGACGCUACUCUUUAUGCAGCCGUCCUUUGGCUUAUCUUGACGCGUGGAAUGGGCUUGAGGGUAGGUGUUUGUUAAUUAACUUAUACAAUAAUUUUACUUUAUACAUUCUUAAGGUGACUACGACANAGCAUUAAUAUUGAUAUACACUAUGUGAUUGUUAUUCUUAUUUUACAUAUUGUGGCACUUCGUCCUUCACCGAUGGGCGGGCUUUGCGUUGGUUGUGUGGUGUGGGGUCUGGUGGGGUGGGUGUGUGGAGGUGGGGGGGGGGGGGGGGGCGGGGGUAGCAGCGUGUACAAAAUUUGGUGACUUUGAGGACCUCUAUGUUUGUUAGUUUUCAAUAAGUCAUGUUCAAAAUUAGCAUCUUAGCUAAUUCUAUGGCGUUACUUUCCAGUCGGUUUAAUGGAUUUUCUCUAAUUGGUCCCAGUCAAAAGAAGAAAAACCGUGAAAGGGUCUAUUGAACGGAAGAUCAAACUUUGGAUCGCAGAAUACGGCCUAAGCUUAAAUUGGUUAAAAGGAACACUGUGACCAAGGGUUACAUGGAAACAGUUGGUGAUGUUAUGGAAUGUUCUUUUUUAGGGGCCAAAGUUACCGAAAAGUUGCAGUAUUGCUGGAAAAUGUUGCAUGUUCAAGCGCUGAGCAUGAUUACUGCCUGAAAGAUAAACGAGCCUUUGAAGUGCACUGGAAGGUAAUAUAUCUGUUAUGGUUGCUGGACCUUAAGAUCCGAGGACGGCGGCGGCGAAAACGUCGAUUAAAAAAUGAAUUCGCGUUCAUACAAUCUGUACUACGACCAUUACGAUUAUUUUAACUCACUUACAUUAUCAAAUGUAGGCGAACUCUCCGGGAGUUGAAUUAUUAGGAACAAUAUCGAAGUUCAGAAAGAGAAAGAAAAUUUCGUAUUUGCUUGUUUACGAACUCCAUAAAACGUGAAGUUAGGCAUUUUCACGUCGUAGUCGUGCAGUGACGGAAAAGCAAUGUAGUAACAGUACAGAAAAGUAUGUUGCCCGCGCAGAGUGUUGUUUUGCUUAUUAAAGGUGAUGAUACACGAGACGUUUCGCAACGACGAUUUUUAGGGCAACACAGCAUUGCAACAUUGUUUCGAACAGUUACAACAUUGCUCCAACAUUGCAACGCCGUGUUGAGCAAAAAAUCGUCUUUGCGAAUCGUCCCGUGUAAUAUCACCUUAAGACUACGAUCACACGGCACUAGACGGAUUUUCGACCGGCUUAAAGAAUUUGACCGGACACUUGGUUCACACGGAACCGUUCAUUAUUUUUGCUCUGUUCACACGGAACUUUGAACGUCUAAGCGUCUAAAUGUUCGUACGGUUAAGGUGGGUCCGUGUGAACGGAACACCUUAACGCGCGAAUUUUCAACCGGUCGAGGAUUCGUCCGAUGCUAUGUAAACGUAGCCUAAACCUAUUGCGUUUUUAUCGUUCUCGUUGCCGUCGCCAGAUCUUAAGGACCCUGGUAUUAGGCGUAACACGGCAGUGCUAGUGCAGCCUUUUUUCCAGAUGAAAACCUUUGAAUGCAGAGGUCCACUCAACGCUUACUGAAUAAAACCGACUGGUUCUUUCUUGCCGGAUCUCUAAUGUAGAGAUGCCAAUGCCAGAGCGAUGUGGCCCGGCGCACAGGAGGUCCUGGGUUCGAUUCCUGGCGGAAGAGCCCCUUUUCCUUAUUUUUUAUGUUCCCACGUGGUGUAGUGGUAGCGAUGUGACCCGGCGCCUAGUAGGGCCUGGGUUCGAUUCCAGGCGGAAGAGCCCUUCUGUCUUUUUUGGGGGUCCUAAAAAAGGCUAAUUUUUUUAGCCGAAAUAUUGGCCUCAUUUAAACAGCCCUUUGCCGCAUUGCUAGCCUUGCAUUCAUUCUUGCUCUAUUUCCCCAAAUGUUUACCAAUGUGUACGCGUACUCUUAAGGCCGGUAUUUCACGCUAUCAUUUGUCGGUCUGAUUUCGGACCGAUCUGCCAAGAAACCAUGGCAGAACAAAAAAAUUAACUGCCCGAUUUAAGCCGAUUUUGGUCUUGGUGUCUUCCUUUAGGUAGAGCGAUCAGUUCGGUAGAUUAUGGCGUGUGUACGUCAGGCCGACAGAUAGUUUUAUACCAUCACUGUAUUUUGUCACCCCAAGCAUUGAGUCAGUGCCUUUGGAGAGAGAGACGACCCUCUUUUCUUUUUUCUCUUUAUUCUUUAGGAUUUAUCGAAUUUAGAGGAUGCUGUAUUAGCCACGUUUUAUGACUUGUAUGAGGAUGUAAGUAAUAGUUACCACUAGACUAGGUGGAAAAGUUAAGACACUAUUCUCAUUGGGAUUAGCACCAAGUGUCUUUACACAGACUAAAUAUCGCCCGAGACAGACUUUUGGUGAUCGAAGUGGGAGAGAAACUGAACAUUGUUUGAGCAGGGUACGAGAAAUUUGCCAUGAUGGACUAUAUGACUCGAGAAAAUGAAGUCACGGAAUUUUUGUCGUGUUUAUUUACCAGUACAGCAACUCCUCAAAAAAGAGCAUUAUAAGUCGGUGAAGUUCAUUCUUGGUAACCAGGCCGCAGAAACAUGACUCGCUCACCUGACAAACUGUUGUGCAGAAUAAUGCAAACCCGCGGAGGGUUAGUGUGUAUACGUAUUGCAGUGCUUUCAUUAGCGUCAUUCGACCGUCCGUACGCCCUCAAAAUUAAAUACCCAAUGACUAAGGGCUAUCAGUUGUUCACAUAGAUAUUUUGCUAGCCAUUUAGCACCCCUGUUGUAUCAUUGUUAUAUGGGUAUGGUUCAGAUUGGCCUGUUGUCUCUAGUUUUAUAAGUUGUUUUCUUGUUGUAUUUUGAAAUUUAAUUGUUUUCUUGUUGUAAUUUAAAUUUCCAGACUUGCUGCGUGUUUGCAAACUUAUUAGAGAGAUUUACAGCGACGUUUACCGCAAACGGCAAAGUUGAGAAAUUCCCAAAACAGAAAACGUGCAGCAAAAAAAAGUCCAAAACAAAUGUUAUGAACAAAACUAACAUGACGCUACUAAUUUUGGGGUAAAAAUAAUGAACAGUACAGCCGAGUUAAGGGAAAUCUUGGUCACGUGGUACAAAUUCACGUAGUAUGAUAAUAAACUCGUUUGCAAAAGCAAGGAGUAUACAAUAGGAAUCAUACAUCGAGUGUACCUGAAAUACUGACGUUACAAGACACACAAAGCGUAACGUGUGACGUUUUCUUAUAUAGGAUUGAAUGUCAUCGUUUGUAUUCCACGACUAGUGAGCAGUACAUAACCUGGUCAACGACUUGCUAGUACUCACAUAAUUAAACUCUCAAGGUACUGCGUAGUGACGUUAGACUGAUGACAAAUGGAAUACAACAAUUAAACGAGACUCUAUUAUCAUGGAUUUUUUUUGUAAAGACAUAAUUAAGAGGGUCGCUCACGGCUCGUGUUGACACAUCCCAAAGGUGGUUCCUUAUCCCAUGAUAAAUGUUUUACAUUCGUUUAUUAUACUACAGUCUUACUGUUGCAUUGUCACCUUUUUCCGUUUGCAGGGACAGAUCGAUAUUCUUAUGGUAACUGAAUCCUCAUCAACUGCGCAGUAUCAGAUUCACGCACUGGAAAAUGCAUUUUAUUACGAUGCGUCUUUCCUAAAAGUCUAUGGUAAGAUGACUUUUCUGUCUUUUUUUUUUUUUUUAAGUGUUACAGCAAUAUUGUAGCCACCCUUAGUGAUUGUCGUGAGAGCUUCUUUCUCUACUUUGUUUUAUUUCAGUUCUUGGAGGCAGGACUUUAACAACUUGCGCGAAUGAUAACUUGGUAAGGUGCUUCAUUUUUUACGGUGCCCUUAAGAAAUUCGCCACUUUAGAAACCGGACGGAAACUGGAGCCGAAAUAUUUCCCGCAAUGGUUUCUGGGAUUGUCACUGGGAACGUAGUCUGAAUUGAAUUAAGGGAUUUUAUGUAAGUUCAAAAAGAGGAAGGAAAAUUCGUCGUCGUAUGUCCACAUCCUCCAUAAAACGUCAAAUUAGGAGGUUUCACGUCGUAGUCGUGCAGUAGACGUCAAAGAAAUGUAGUAAGAAUCGUGAUGCACGUGCAGAGCUGUUGUUUUGAUCAUUAAACCUAUUGUUUUUUGAAGUUGUCGUCGUCGUCGUCGUAGUAGUAGUAGUAGUUCUAGUAGUAGUUGCUAUAAUCGUCGUCAUUAUUUUUGUCAGAUUUAUUACCAUUUUUAGAUCUCUUAUCAGAGUAAAUUAAGAGUAGCUUUAACUUUUAAGUUUAUUACAUAUCACACACUCGGAAAAAUACAUGUAAUGAGAAUAACUGAAGCCGGGGGCUUAAAUGGCCUAAGGUCAGCGAAAAAAAAAACGUGAAGAAUUUACAUGAAUAAAACGUGGCUUUAAUUAUAAUAAUUACGAUACUAUUAAAUCAAAAUAAAGAAAAAGAGAGUCAGAGAACUUUAUACAACUGAAAUACAAUACUUAACAACUAAUUUACAAUACUUAAACAACUAUUUAUUAUGACUGUUUUGUUAUAGCCAUACGGUGUCAAUCAAGUUGGACCGUUCAUUAAGUAUACUACCACAAGCACCAAUGGGGACAUAAAGUAUGGCAGUGGUAAGUUGAUACUCAUUUGGAAGCUUCAUUGUAGGCUUUCCAUGUAAUCCGCACUCCGAUCGCUAGGAUCGCUGAAAAAUGUUCAGCAACUUUCUCCUCACAACAUUGAAACAUAAUCAAGAAAAACGUUUAGAAAACUAAUUGAAUGAUCACCAAAGGGAAAAUGUAUUAUUAUUUCAAAUCAAAGUAAAUAUAUUACAGUCAACUCUCUCAUAGCGACCACUUUGUAAAUAACCAUUUUGUUCUUCACUCAAACACUGUUUCAAAAACUCCUUCGUAAGAGACCACUUCUCUUAUUUCUUAAGCGACUGCGACCACUUUUAAGGCCAGAAAUUUGACAUAUUAUUUGUUUUCUGUUACUGGUAAGCGACCAACCCCCUCCUGGAAGAUCCGGAAUGUCACAAUGUUCAGUUUUUAAUAUCACACUGUACUAACAAUACAGAGUGUACUUCCAAGAAAAGAUGAGUUCGCCGAUUAUCGGAGUUGCGAAGAGUUGUCCUCUGCAGUCACGAAAGUGUCUGAUAUUCUUGUUAACUUAAGGCUCAAAACACAAAAGCAAUUGAGCAUUCUAGAUUUCGUCGAGAAGCAUUCGAAUGUUACCGAGUAAUUGUAAAAUGUACAUAAUGUGCAUUCUGAACUAGAGUGCAAGUAAGUAUAUCUUUCCCAUGUUUCACUUUUUUUCCCAGGUUGUUCGGUUAAAAUUAAAUUUACUGAUUUAUGACAAGCAAGUGACAAGUUUUAAACUGCAUUGUACUUGUUGCUCGCAAAAAGAACAAAUCAGUUCCAGGCAAAGAAAACGUUGUCUUUUAACCUGAUUUUUGCUUAACAGGCAUUGUCUUUAUCUAAUUCCGUUAAUCAAUAAAGUUUGAUACUAAGAAAGACCUAAACAAGGCAAAACUGAGAUUAUUUGACGCUGUAUUAACAUAAAUAAAAAGAUGUUUUCGCUUUUCGUAGAAACAAUUAUCUUUUGCAUAAAAGUACAGUGCAACGGCAUUUUUGAGGGAAACAUUCUUUCCAGGGGGUACCCAACCGAGUAGAGAAAUUACGGGAAAUCCAGUCGUUGGUGGGUAUGGCAAGCACCAUUCCGGGGAAGUGGGGGUCUAAAUCAAAAGUGCCCUGCGUGGGGGGUGGGGGGUAUGUUUAUUUUUUGGAACUACACAAUGUUUGUUCAUAUUCCUAAGGACAUUUGAUAUGGCUAUCUUGAGGAGUUUGCCUGCAUAUUAAUCAAUUCUUUUCGUGUUUGAUAUGUUCCGUGAUUUUAUCUACAGCCGCACAGUUAUCCCAAUCAGCCUACUUUGCCCUUCAAUGUCCUUACACUGUGUUUGGAUUAGGAAGAACGCCUAACUUUGUAGACGACCUAGCGGUUGGUAUGCCUGGAUCAAUAAAAAGGGUAAGAAUUGGCAAACACCUGCACCGCGUCUUCGCUGAUCGCGUUCGUCAGAACGCAUCCUAAUCUUGUUCCUGUGGUACAAAGCCAAAAAUGUUCGAGGUAUCAUGGGCGACUGCCGAUUAGCCGCCCCUACUGAUUUUAUCAGGGACAUCUCGGCCGGGGAACUGAACUCCCUUCGACUCGAUUACGUUUCCGCAAGGGACGAACGCGGAUCUGUAGUCAAUCAUAAGCUCUGGUAGCAGUCACUAAACCGAUGCAAUAGAUAUUAAAGAAGCUGCGUUCUGUAAGUUGUCAAAAUUCAAACAGUGGAAACUGCCACCCAACUGAGUGAAACAUAAAAAUGGCCGUUCAAAACGUCAAAAGAAGGUUUAAAUAACACAGCAGGUACAAAAGGAGGAACGGAUGGUCAAACUUGAAGAAGAUUGAAACUGGUUGCAAUUGAGCUUUUUGCGUAUUAUUUUUCAUUUUUGUUGUCUGUAACGUUUGAUAUAAUGUUCUUGGAGACAUAUGCUAAUUUUGUCAUUCACAAGUUAUUUCUGAAGUCUCACAGCGAAUAAGGACGCGUCACUGGCUCCUUUAACGCAGUCAUAUUAACCGUUUGAUUACUCAUACUAAUAAUUCGUAAAUUUGGAAGAAGGAGUCAUCUAACACCAGAGAGCGCAGAAAAAAUUUCCAGAAUCGAACUCACUAGCCUCCGAGUCCCAGUUCGGAUGCUCUCCACUGAGCUACUGAAGGCUCUAUGACGAGCUUGGUCGAAAUACAAUUAUAACUACACCAGUCACAGAGGACUGUAUCGGAGACUUGCUUGAAAUCAGCCGUCCACCAGCGUACAAGACCAAGACUGUGUGGGUGUUUUAACAACGGUGAUCUGUUGAACUGCGUUUUAUUCUAUUUAUAUUUCCUUCGAAAGCUGUAUUUAUGCAUUAGAGAACAUGUAAAACAUCAUCUUUUCUCUAAAUAUUUUUUAACCUCGAUCUCUGUGUGUCUUUUUUUUUCAGCCCAAAAGAAACCAAACGUGGGAGUCGAUUAUACCGAAUUCACAGGUGAUCGUGAUUCCUUAUCCCCCAGAUGACCCGUCAAGGUGAGCUAGUUGAAAUUUUUAAUAAUGAUGGAAUUGGGCUCAGAACUGUUUCCUUAGUUUCUACAAAGUUGUGGGCGGGUGUACGGUCACUUAACUACCAAUUUUUUUCUCGGAUGCACAGAUAACCAAAUUUUAUAACCCAUGGUGCUCCGUUGCGCGCGCCUCGCGCGCGAGAGCUCUGCUAUAAAGUACUUUAUCUCAGUACAAUACACUUUCGUCAUUCGUUCAAACCUUAUCAUCGAAAAAUAGUUCAAUACGGUUCCUUUGUGUUUCAUUUCGGUUUCAGCUGGACGAUGAAACUGUUGGUGACACCAAGUAAACUUGUACUUCUGACAGGAUUAAGUCUUCUAGGAAUCUGUGUUGUUAUUGGUAUUAUCAUUUUGCUGUUGCAUCUCAAAGAAAAGGUGAGUUGAUCAUUGUUUCUUUUGUUUUAACCCUUCAACUCCCAAGAGUUGCCAAAAAUCGAAAACUUCAUGUCGUGAAACAUGGAAAAACAAAUAGCAUCUUCCAAAGUACUGCUGGCGAGAUUUCAUUUGAAUGGUCACACCACAGGAUUUCAGCCAGACUCAAAAGUUAGGACCAGCAUAUACAGCGCAGUAAAUAACACCAAGUGGAAGUACUGCAGAAAGGGUUUCACUUGAAUUGCCACACAAUUGGUUUUCGUCCACAGAUUUUAACGUCAGAUCCACACUUCAUGCGUCCAUAAAUGACCACUGGAGUAGAAGGGUUAUUUAAAGGCCAGCACUACUUAUGUGGCAACAUUAAACCAUUGUUUGAUGUGUUGUGUUGCCCACUGUUGAGCUUCCGAAAUAACGAAGAGGCACUGAUUUAACAGCAUUUGAAAAUGUUAUAGCAUCUCUGUGGGUUAAGAAGUAAAACUUCUGUUAAAACAUCAGUUGGAAAGAAGCACUGUAUGUGUUAAUAAAUACGCUUACAAAACUUGAUGGUGGAUCAAGUUUUCGAUGGUCUUUCAUUGAACAAUUAGCAUGUAUUAACUGAAUAUAUGGAUGCAGUUUAAGUCUGGUUUAUCAUAAAUUGUUCUGUAAAGAACUGGCAGUCUUUGUUGAAACAAACAAAUAAACAGAAAUAGAACAAAACAAAAGAGACAAAAAAAGUAAACCCCUUUUAUGAGUCUCCUAUUUCCAGCAACGCUUGGGGCUGCUUCCUACUGAGUAGAAUGGGUAGUGGUUCUUAUACAUCUCGUGUUUGUUUGGCCAAAUUUUAGCAGUAAUUGGAUAUUUUUAUCCGCAGUUUCGCAGUUCAUUGUCGUGAAGCUAUAAGAGCAAUAAAGAAUGAGCAUUUUGCGCAACCUUUCAGUUAUCUCAACCAAGAAAUGACUGCCUUUGUACAGUGCGAAUUUUCAAAGGGAAUGGAGAGCAAAUAGAGAUGAAUUUGGGCAAAACAUUUACCAGACACGACUCUUAAGCCAUCAUUGCCUUGUUUCUUAGUUUGAAAAAGGACAGUCGACACCUGUAAGAAGUUACUUUGAGAGGUGGUCAUAGUUUUGUCCCACUUAUAGUCAGGAUCAAAAGCUUCUUCGGAAGCUACAGGCGAAAGAUAUUCGAGCGUAUUUUCUCGAGCUGCAAGCUACAGGCUUCGCUUUUCUGUUGUUUCAAUAACUGGCCACUUAAAGCCUCUUCCAAGCGAUAUAAACUCUUCUCAUUCACAAAUUAUAUCAAUUCUUGGUCGUUUACUUAGCCUGAAAUGUGCGUUUUACGUUACGUUGCAGAGAGAAGAUCAAAAAGAAAAACAGCGAGAUGCUCACAAGUUCCAUUUCGAUGCGAUGUGA